CUUCAGAGCCGCCCGCAGAAAUUAUGCCCCAUGUUGGUGAGGGCGGCGGCCACGUUGGUAAAGGAACUUCAGCCCAUCCGUGCCGCUUGCCGAAAUUAUGCCCCAUACUGGGAAGGUCAAAGGUGAGACGAUCAGGCGGGAAACGCUAGUGGACGUUGAGAAGGGAAAGUUGGAGGGAGUUGUAAAGUGGUCGGUGACCGGCUUAAUGAACAGAAGAUACGCCAGCACGGGAAGGACGUGACUCAAGAGGGGCUGACCCCAUGGGGGAGUCCCCACUGGCCCGCACCCCCCUCCCUGUUCCUGCUUUCUUCCAGCAGGCUCAGGAGCCCCACUUCUCGAAGAAGAAGGGCCGGGGGGAAGGUUUGGCAGCGGGAGAAAGACCCACCCCCCGGCCCCCUGUCUGGGGCGGGCUGCCCCUCACACGGGUCUUCCCCAACAGAGCGAGGAGUUGGACCCGGACAAGGCCCAGAAGCGUCUCAGCCUCAUUACCCCUCAACAAGGGGAGCUACGAUGGCAGCAAGGACCUGCCCUACUUCGAGCAGUGUUUCCAGAGGAUCAGUCAGCUGGGGCGUGGUUCCUUUGGGGAUGUUUUUAAGGUACGAAGCAGGGAGAAUGGCCGCCUGUACGCGGUGAAGCGCUCGCGCCGGCCAUUCCGGGGUGAGCGAGACCGCCGGCGGUGCCUCGCCGAGGCCCGUCGCCAUGAAGGACUGGGCCCCCACCCCAACCUGCUGACCUUCGUGCGUGCUUGGGAGGAGCGGGGCCAGCUCUAUAUCCAGACUGAGUUGUGCGAGGGGGGCAGCCUGCAGGGGCAGCUGGUGGGGGCCCUACCCGAGACCCGUGUCUGGGAGGUGCUCUCCGACCUGCUCUGUGGCCUGGGCCACCUCCACCGGCGCGGCCUGGCACACCUCGACGUCAAGCCUGCCAAUGUCCUGCUCGGGGCAGGGGGCAUCUGCAAACUGGGCGACUUCGGCCUGGUUUUGCCGGUGGAGCGGGACGGAGAAAGGGCCAAGGACGAGGAUGAGGAGGAGGCACAGGAGGGAGACCCACGGUACAUGGCGCCUGAGCUGCUGGAUGGGGUCUACGGCACAGCGGCCGAUGUCUUCAGCCUGGGAAUGUCGAUCCUAGACAUCAGCAGUAACCUGGAGCUCCCUCGGAGUGGGGAGGGAUGGCAGAGACUGCGGCGAGGAUACCUGCCCCCAGAGUUUGUGUCUGGUCUCUCCCCUGCACUGCGGGACUUGCUGCGGUUGAUGCUGGAGCCGGACCCCCGGCAGCGACCCACGGUGGAGGAGCUGCUGUCGCUGCCCGCCCUACGCAGGGUCCGGCGGUGGAGGCACCUCCGGCUGGUGAUGCUGUCAGGCUUGGAGCGAGCACUGGUCCUGUGGCAGUUCCUGCUGUCCCUCCUCUUCUCCCUGUGGCGAGUUUUCUGCAGCCCCCUGCUCCAGCUGCUUUUCCGCCGGCCCAGUCCACCUCCAUCUUCUCCCCCUCCCUCCGGCCUAAAUGACAGCAGCCUCUUCAGUGACUGGGAGGACAGCAUCUUCGGGGAUGAUUUCUUUGAGCGACACCACAGUACUGCUCAGCCCAAGGUGCUCUUCCCGUCUCACUCCGAGGACCUCGAUUCCAAUGAAUUCAGUUUUCUGUCUGGCAGCGUCACCAAACCCUCAUUAGGGAGCACAUCAACCCCACGAAACCUGACUGCUGAACAUUCCAGUAUCCGAAGGACACCCAAUCGAGCCAGCCCCAACCUCAGCCGUAUUGGAGGGGACUCACCCCUCCCUUUUGCCGAGGAGGACAGGAUGGGCCCCCCUUCUGGCCGGCCAGCCUUGGAGCCCCGCAACCUACUCAGCCUCUUUGAAUCGGCCGAGUGUGACUGAGUGUGUUACUGUUGGGGAGGUGAGGGUUAUUUUAUAGGGAUGUGUGGAUGAAUCCUUUUCUGGUGGUAUUGGGUAGGGGCAGGGGAGUAUCAUUCCUGAGGAGCUGGGAAGGUGGUGAAGACUGUGGCACCAUUCUGCAGUGGGUGGGGAUGUAACACUGCUGCAGCGCUGGUGGCAGGGAGGGGAGAGUGAGGUGGGGGUAACCAUUCCUUAGUGGGGGGAGGGCUCAGGCUGUACUUUUGCCAGUUUAAUGGGUGGAGUGGUGGGCAGAGGUGGCUUUUACCAUUGCAAGGCAAGAGAGUGGAGUGUACUGUGUGGCCAACCCUGGUUCUGAUGUAGAUCCCCUUUCCCCCUCCCCACUCCCUCCAUCUUUCCCCUCCCAACCCACUCGGAGUUCACUGAUGACUAGAUCCGGGUAUUGUAGUUUCAGGAUCGGAAAUGGUUACAUUCUGCGCACCGCCGCUGUGUAAAUAUUAAAAUAUUGGAGUUUUUGUGUAUGUUUCCUUGAAAUAAACAGCUUGUUCUUUG
Hypanus sabinus (Atlantic stingray) is the source of this 2399-nucleotide messenger RNA. It is a transcript of the gene pkmyt1, whose product is annotated as protein kinase, membrane associated tyrosine/threonine 1. Lineage: Eukaryota; Metazoa; Chordata; Chondrichthyes; Myliobatiformes; Dasyatidae. The record is from RefSeq and is a predicted model, not a curated record. Bases 261 to 1871 code for a protein of 536 amino acids. Gene Ontology annotation, molecular function: ATP binding; protein kinase activity. Gene Ontology annotation, biological process: protein phosphorylation. The transcript has 8 exons.